AUGGCAUCGGGACACCACUACCACUACCACAGCGACGACAGCACAUUCAACGGCGCUCGCAGGCCUCGAACUCGCAGAUACUCAACAUCUCCCGACACCAACUACAGCCGCUCUACCCCCCAUGGCAGGAGACGCCGCACGUCUGCUCCACAUGUAGACGAGGAGCACAGCGCGGCAUCCACUCUGGGAAAAGUCGCCCUGGGAGUAAUCUUUGUGCAGGUGGUCUCGACCUGCUUCUCCAUGUGGAUGAACAAGAAGGACUCGGAGAGGUACAAGUCACAGCAUCAGCAGGAACGGCGGCGAGACUUUGAAAAGGCCAAGGCCAAGCGGCGGCGCGACGAGGAGCGGUAUGAGCGCGAGGAAGAGGAACGAGAGAGAAGGGCGGAAGAGCGAGAGUGGAAGGAGGCAUCGAGGUGGGAAAGGGAGGAAAUCAUCACUGAAGGGAGACGCAUCGGAUUUGUGGAGACCUCCUCUAUCCACAGUGAGGACAGCGAGCCGGCAGCACCCAAACAGCUUGAAGCGCCACCAGAUUCAGAUCGCAGGGAAGAUAGAGCAAGAUCGCGUAGAGGGUCGCAUGGUGCAGCAUCAUUUGAUGAUCGCUCCACCGGCGAGAGACCUGGGACUGGCAGACGGGAGACAGAUAGGGCGAGCAGGUAUGAUGGAAGGAGUCGCUCGCGGCCGCCCGUUGACGUCAGAUGA
This is a messenger RNA of Ramularia collo-cygni, 699 nucleotides long. RefSeq lists its product as uncharacterized. Bases 1 to 699 code for a protein of 232 amino acids. The transcript has a single exon. The record is from RefSeq and is a predicted model, not a curated record. Lineage: Eukaryota; Fungi; Ascomycota; Dothideomycetes; Mycosphaerellales; Mycosphaerellaceae.